Phytophthora infestans T30-4 is the source of this 1043-nucleotide messenger RNA. RefSeq names its product NADH-cytochrome b5 reductase. Lineage: Eukaryota; Oomycota; Peronosporomycetes; Peronosporales; Peronosporaceae. Gene Ontology annotation, molecular function: FAD binding; oxidoreductase activity. The record is from RefSeq and is a predicted model, not a curated record. The transcript has a single exon. Bases 21 to 968 code for a protein of 315 amino acids.
GCUCGGACCCAGUUAAGAGGAUGGACGCGCUAUUGGCUCUAGUGGACGGGGAUUUCCGCGUGCUGCUGGGCAUCGCGCUGGUGGCAGGCACGACGAUCCUGAUGCUACUCGCGAAUCUCAAGCCACGUGACAUGACGCCCGUGACGUUGCAGGCUCCCGCGAAGCCGGGAGACUUGCCCCCUACCGUGCAUCUGCCACUGGUCGAAAAGCAUUCGCUAUCGCACGACACGCGUCGCUUUCGCUUCGCUCUCCCGUCUCCGCAACACAUUUUGGGACUACCUGUGGGUCAGCACAUCUCUCUACGCUUCAAGGACAACGAGGGCAAACUGGUGAUGCGUUCGUACACGCCAGUAAGUUCGGAUGACACCAAGGGCUACGUUGACCUAGUGAUUAAGGUUUACUUCAAAAACGUGCAUCCGAAGUUCCCAGAUGGAGGCAAGAUGAGUCAGCACCUUGAGAGCUUGGCUGUUGGCGACACGAUUGAGGUGUCCGGCCCUAAGGGCAAGCUCUCAUACAUGGGCAAGGGCGAGAUCCACAUCAGACACCGCGUGCGUGACGUGGUGCCCGAGGUUCGUAAAGCUACAAAGAUCGGUAUGAUUGCCGGUGGUACCGGUAUUACCCCCAUGUUGCAAGUGAUUCGUCGAGCGCUGCAGGAUCCCGAGGACAAGACGGAGUUCUACUUGCUCUUCGCCAAUCAAACCGAGGCCGACAUUCUGUGCCGCGAGGAGAUCGAAGGUAUGGCUGCCAACCACACCAACGUCAAGUUCUGGUACACUGUAGACAAGGCCACGGAUGGUUGGAAGUACUCGACGGGCUUCGUGACGGCUGAUAUGAUCAAGAAGCACCUGCCUGCUGCAGCUCCGGAUGUCCAGAUCUUCAUGUGCGGACCUCCGCCGAUGCUCAAGUUCGCAGUGCUCCCAGCGCUCGAGGAGCUGGGAUUUAAACCAGAUCAGCAUUUCAGUUUCUAAUUUCAGUUUCCAAAUGUACGUUUUUAGAUACGCUAGAAGCAGAUAAUGAAGGAAUACAGAAAUGUGAAGACAACA